AUGGCUCUUUUUUCUACUUAUGAUAUGGUUGUUCACUAUGAGGAGAAACAAGUGAGAAAUCCAAAUAUCGAUCCAAUUGGUUACUGUUACCUUAAUCUACUAUUUGAUGUUGCUGAGAAGGUGUUCGGUGAAGUCCCUGGGCAUCUGAAUAAGUUAAUACAUAUGAGGUGUCAGAUUCCUAAGACAGAUCAUAUGUUUGAUAUUACAGAUGAUGAUAGUGUACGUGAAAUGUUUGAAAUGCAUAAGUCUGGAAGAAUGAUUAAUGUGCAUGUGCAGGAUAUGGAUGUUAUUCCAUCUUAUAAAGCUAAUCAGAUAAAUGAAAAUGGUCAUAACACUGAUUUGAACUUAAGAGAAAAAGGAAAGGACAAGGUAUGUGUUGUUGCCAUUGAUGAUUCUGAGGGUGAAUAUAGUGAUUCCAGCUCUGAUUCAAGCUGGCUGCACAGCAUGGAUAGUGACAAUGAGAAAGAUUUAGAUGUUCAUAGCGAUAGUGAUGAAUCUGACAUGUCAUUUUCUGAUUUUGAUGACAAUGAGGAGGGUGCCUUAGUUCCUUAUUCUGAAAAUGAAGAAGAAACUGACCCUGUUCAGCAAGCUUUGAAAUCAAAACUGUGGACGUACAACCCAAAAGUAGAGAUAGAGUUUAAGAAAGGUCAACUAUUUACUAAUGUCGAUGCAUUUAGAGCAGCUUUAAAGGACUAUGUAAUUCAGAAAGGAUUUCCAAUUAUGAGACUGAAGAAUGAGAAGAGCAGAGUCACUGCUGUUUGUGGUGUUGAAGGGUGCAAAUGGAGAAUCCAUGCAUCACCAGUUUUAGAUUCCAUGACCUUUAUGAUUAAGACUUAUCAAGGUGAACACACAUGUGUGAUGGACAGGAAGAACACAGAAGCUACAGCUGACUGGAUUGCCAAGAAACUAGUUCCAGUCAUGAGAAUUCACCCCAACAUGUCCACCAAAGGGGUAGAAGCUGAGAUGAUUAAGUAUGGUGUGCAUCCAAGCAAAUGGCAGAUGUAUAGAGCACUAACUAAAGCAAGAAAUGAGAUUGAAGGCAAUCACAUUGAAUCGUACGCCAAAUUGCCAAAGUAUGCAGAGCUGAUCAGGAAAUACAACCCACAAAGUAUCUGCAAAAUACAUUAUGAUAGGCCUACUCUUCUUGUUGAGCCUAGAUUUCUCAGAAUGUUUAUUAGUUUCAAAGCUCAAAGAAGUGGAUUUGUUGAAGGCUGUACACCUUUUGUUGGUUUUGAUGGAUGUUUUUUAAAAGGUGCUUAUGGUGGUGUGCUUCUCACAGCAGUCACAUUAGAUGCUAACAAUAGCAUUUUUCCUAUUGCAUUUACUGUGGCUGAAGCUGAAAAUAAAGAAACCUGGAGUUGGUUUUUUCAUUACUUUGAGGAGUUUUUUGGACCAUUUACUUCAGAAAAUGGUUUUCAUGGUCCUCUAACCUUCAUGAGUGACAGGCAAAAGGGCCUGAAUAUAGCUUAUGAAGAGAGAGUGCCUGUUGCUAGUGGAAGACAUUGCUGUAGGCAUAUCUGCAGUAAUUUUAAAGCUCAAUUUCCUGAUAUUCUGCUUAGUAACUUGUUCUGGAGAGCAGCAAAAAGCUUUGAUGUUGCAGGACAUAAUGAAGCCAUGGCUAGCAUAAAGGAGUUAAACAAAGAAGCAUGGAAAUACUUGGAUAAAAUUCCUAAAACAACAUGGUGCAGAUAUACCUUCAAUACUGGACUAAAAUGUGAUCAUGUCACAAAUAACUGCACUGAGUCCUUCAAUGCAUGGAUAGGUGAGCUAAGAGGGAAGCCUAUCUUGACACUUGUUGAUGGGCUGAGGAAGAAGUUCAUGAAGAAAAUGCAUAAGCGAUAUCAGAAAGGGUGCAUGCUCACCACUGCCAUCACACCAAAGAUGCUUGGUAAACUACAAAAAAUAGGACAAGCAUCAAGACAAUGUGAACUCACUAUGGCUUCUACUGAUGUAUUUGAAGUGGGGGAUAUGAACAGGUCCUACAUAGUCAAUUUAUCAGCUAAAACUUGUGAUUGUGGAGCAUUUCAAAUUUCAGGCCUUCCUUGUAAACAUGCUGCACUAGGGAUUAUCUACAAGAGAGAAAAGCUGGAAUCCUACUGUGAGCAUUGGUUCUCAAGAGAUAAGUACUUAAAGACAUAUUCAAGUAUGAUUCAUCCAAUUCCUGAUGAGAAAAUGUGA
Molecule: messenger RNA, 2178 nt
Organism: Coffea eugenioides
Lineage: Eukaryota; Viridiplantae; Streptophyta; Magnoliopsida; Gentianales; Rubiaceae
Exons: 2
Coding region: 1-2178 (725 amino acids)
Molecular function (GO): zinc ion binding
Source: RefSeq, a predicted model, not a curated record